AGGCGGAUCACCUGAUUAGCUUCGCGGAUUGGUCCGAUGUACACCUCUAUUUUCGAAGGAUGAUCAAGAAGGAGGCAGAAAAGCGGUCAAUCCAUGGAUACACAUGAUUUGCAAUAACUUCCCUCGUACUCAGUUCACUGAUCCAAGUAUGUCCGAACACGGACGUCGUAUAUCACCCAGUUUAUUCAGUCAAUGUGCUUCUCUAACAUUGAUCGGAUGACAUCGGCACCUCUGUCCGCCUCCGCACAACCUUAUAGAAGCACCGAGAUAACUCCCGAGCCGUCACGUUGGGUUCUACAACCCUAGUCCCGCGAGGGGCGGAAGUGUGCGGCACAUCUCGGAGAAUAUCAACCUCCGAUAUUCCCAGUCUUCAACUCUCCCUCAUUGCAAGCCAAUCCAGCGGAAGACUGUUCGUGUUUCGGCGAUGUGCACUUCAUGAAGAAGAAUUCGGGGAGGGGAUUAGACAAGUUGAAAGUCGGGAUUCGGAAAACGAGCCUCUGUUCCCUUCUUCGGCGGAAUGUUGACGCCCGCACAGGACAACAAUUCUCGACUCUUUAUUGGGUAAUCGGGCCGUUCUCGUGGUUGGUGUCAUUGGAUGCCCAGAGCGUAGUGAUCCCGGUCCGCACACCCAACACACUCGAUCCACCCGUAGCUCGUGGAACGAUCGGGGACGAAUGGAGCGUGCGGAGCUACGGCGACCUCGGGAUUACGUUACCUAACGGUGAUAAGGAACCGAAGUGCGAAUCGGCCCGCCUUUAGGCUAUUGUAUGCUGCAGAGGUGAAAGGUUGACGGAAAUAAUUGGUACAUGUAUGUGAGGCUCGUCCAUGGCAUGCAUGGCUGCAGCUUUCCCAUCAUUGGCUCAGGAAGCAGUGGAGUAUCCCGUGUUGUAGCCAGUCCAGUCCAGUCCUGCAUCUGGGAAAGCACCAUCUGGGAAAGCGCGCUCAUCCAAACAGUACAAGUCCCUCGGUCACUCCGCUUCAACAUACCCAGCUCAGCAGAUACAAUGUCACCCUCUGUAUCCAACUUCGACUCGGUGAUCAUUCCUGAUCUUGUCAACAUGGCGCCUUUCGAGUUGCGGAUCAAUCCGAACGAAGAAAAUGAAGAAGGCCCAGAAAGGGUUGAACGCAGGGUUACUUGGUUCCAUGUGUUGGCCCGACAUACAGGACAAGGAGCGCCUCCAAGUCUGCGCGGAUUUCGUCAACUACCUGUUUCAUCUUGACGACCUCACAGAUGAAAUGGAUGCGAUAAGUGCUGGCGGUGUACGGGAGGCGGUCAUCGAUGUACUCGACGAUCCAGAGAAGUGGACGAAGAAAAUUUCCAGGCGAGAGGCGCAUGCGAUCUCCGUUCUGACCCUCGAGCAAGUUUCCCGCACUCCCCACAUCGUUUCUGAUUCUAAUGCUGCUGACAGCAUGUGGUUGCGCAUCUGUCGUACUGCGACUCCGUUGGUUCAGAGACGCUUCAGAGACACGCUAGAGGAGUUCUUUGUUGCGAUCAUGGACGAGGCCAUAGACCGGAAGAAGAAGGUCAUUCGGGGUGUUCAAGACUAUAUCAUUCGUCGCCGCGCCAAUGGUGCUGUGCGCCCUUGCUUUGUGUUGAUCGAAUACGCCAAUGGAUUUGAGCUUCCGGAGUCAGUGUGGCAUCAUCCCAUUAUCCGAGACCUUCAGGAUUGGGCUGAUGAUCUGGUAUCAUGGGCGAAUGGUGGGUUUUAUCUCAGUGUCUGCGCGUGUCUAUUCUAACUGUUUCUGCAAGACAUCUUGUCCUUUGGGGUUGAAUACAGUCGUGGGGAUACCUCGAAUAUUGUCAUGUCAGUCAUGCAUGAGCAAGGCCUCGGAGUUCAGGACGCUGGCUGCCCGUGCUGCGCUGCCCUCUUGGGGACCGGGGGUCGACCGAAACGUACAGUUUUCUCUCCAGGGUUUGGAGUACUGGAUUAUCGGCUCUGCCGAAUGGUGCUUUGGACCCAACGGUAUUUUGAGGAUGGGAUGUUGGUUAGAGACAGUCGGGUGAUGGAAUUUCAGCAUCCAUACAAGUUGUGAGUAGACAGACCCAGGAUGAACGAUCGGGAGCGAAUCGAGCGUGCUGAGCUGUCAGCACUUCGGGGUAACGUUACAUGGACGGUGAUAGGGAACCGAGGUAGGGAUCGGCCUGCAUAUAAGGAAGGGUCCUCCACAUCCAUCCUGCCGCUAAUUCGCCGGAUAUCGGUUACCUACAAGGAGACCGGCGCAGAUCUUUCACCUUCCCAAUCAUCAGCUCUCGAUGCAGUGGAAUAACCAAAAAUGUUGUAGCCAGCCGUUUCCAUUCUCCACUCGGGAAAGCGAGCUACUGUAGUUCAUCCAGAUUAGUCCUUGAGCAGGGGAGUCUACCGGGGGUUGACAUUCUCCGGAGGAGAUCAGCAUCAGCGAUGCUGGUCACCGCUCCAGCACCCGUCCUCCAUUCCACCUCGGCUCUCGGAAACGUCCUGUUUUCUCUCUUCGCGUAUCAUUUCGUCCCCUUACCUCGCGCCGAUGUGCGGUACAACAGGUGUGCACGACCGUUUAGGUUCUUCUCGGAAUGGCUCCGGUUGUGAUCUACCAUCUAGAGUUUUUGUACCCCUUCGUUCAGUCGACAACUUGAAGAUCGGCACGCCCCACGUACGACUCGGGAUGUUGAGGACGGCUGCAUCUGAAAGGAAUAUGAUCCAGUCAUCCGUGAGUGAAUGCUUGAUGGAAACAAGGAUUGCCGCUACUGCGCUACGGAUCAUCGCUGUCUCUGUGACUCUAGAAACAGGGCUCACAGAGAUGAUGCCCCACAGGUGCGACAGGCAAGCGCGUUGCUGCUUGAGAAAGCUCUAUCGGAGAAUCUUUUGCUGCUGGAUAUUGGUCCUAGAUGUCGUAUGAUGUUGCCAAUCACGGAACGGGGAGUUCUUCGCGCAUAUAGUGUCUUUGACGAAACGAUCUCGUGACUCCGUGAUGAGCAGGUAUAUGGGGCUUUCCAUCUGAGCAAGUGUGCUGCACAUUCUAAUUUCGAAGCCGGAUUCGACGUUCGAACGACACUUCG
Messenger RNA from Dacryopinax primogenitus, 3034 nucleotides. Its product is annotated as terpenoid synthase. The coding region runs from base 1099 to 1737 and encodes 212 amino acids. The record is from RefSeq and is a predicted model, not a curated record. Lineage: Eukaryota; Fungi; Basidiomycota; Dacrymycetes; Dacrymycetales; Dacrymycetaceae. The transcript has 11 exons.